AUGGCGACGUCUGUUUCCUUGGCGAACCCUACCGUUUCCUCUCCUUUCCUUGUUCAGAAACGUUUAAUCCAGAGGAAAAAUUCGAACAGUUGGUUAUCUUUUCCGUUAAAAUUUUCCCGUGGGCUGGCUUUAAGGACUCCUAUGUGUGCGUAUGACACUCCAUAUGAAGGUAGCAAUACAGUGUUUCCAAGGAUUCGGGUUUGGGAUCCUUACAAGCGAUUAGGGAUAGAUAGGGAUGCUUCAGAAGAGGAAGUUUGGAGCUGUCGGAAUAUGUUGUUGAAUCAGUAUGCGGGUCAUGAGACUAGUUUCGAAUCAAUUGAAGCCGCUUUUGAGAAGAUAUUGAUGGCGAGCUUUAGACAUAGGAAGAAGACCAAAAUAAACUUGAAAAGUCAACUAAAGAAGAAAGUAGAAGAAUCUCCACCUUGGGUUCAGAACUUGCUCAAUUUUGUUGAACUUCCGCCUGGUGUAAUUAUUAUGAGAAGAUUCUUCCUCUUUGGAUUUAUGGCCUGCUGGAGUGUGAUGAAUUCUGCUCAAGCUGGUCCUGCUUUCCAGGUAGCAAUAUCAUUGGCAGCAUGUAUUUACUUCCUCAAUGACAAGAUGAAAAGCGUGCCUAGAGCUGCCAUUACCGGAUUUCUAGCUCUAGUCGUUGGUUGGAUCGGUGGAUCCCUCUUUGUUCCCCUGAUUCCUACAUCUCUACUGCCUGCAACUUUCACACUGGAGCUCCUAACAUCAAUGGUAGUUUAUGUCUUCUUGUUCUUGGCUUGUACCUUCCUCAAGUAA
This is a messenger RNA of Oldenlandia corymbosa var. corymbosa, 780 nucleotides long. Lineage: Eukaryota; Viridiplantae; Streptophyta; Magnoliopsida; Gentianales; Rubiaceae. The record is from the annotation of a GenBank genome assembly.